CAUUCCAAAAGUUGGAAGCCUCCCUCCGUUCUAGAGGGAGAUAUUUCUUCCUUCCUCUCGCUCUGCCUGGCAACUGAAGGAAAGCCUGGUCUCUAGGCAGGCUACGUGUUAUUUUUAGUCACCCUUAAACUGCUCCUUCGCCCCUUCUCCCUAUGACACCGUGCCCAUGAAGGAGGAGAUCGGGAUCUUGGAAACGUCGCAACAGUCCAGCCAGCUCAGCAUCUUCCCGAGACCGGCGGCCGUGCCUGCAAGUGCACAGCUCGCGCCAAGCUCCGCAUUCCGGCGGCUCCCGCAGCGCCGGCCUUGAGCCGCGCGCCUUCUCGCCUUCCGUUCUUGGGAGAACAGGCGGCGGGUGCCUCGGGUUUCUCAGGAGACCGCUGCCGGCCUCUGCUGACGGGCCCCGUCGUCCUGCAACGCCCCCCAGGACCGCCGCGAUGGGAACCUGGGCCCUGGCCGGGAUGGCGCUUUGCAGCAUGGCUGUCGUUGCGCCCCUAGUCUCAGCUGAUGAAGACUGCAAGUGGUACAUGGACAGGAAUGGCUCAUGGCACCCUGGCUUCAGCUGCCCCUUCCUAUCCUUCUGCUGUGGUAAUUGUUACCAUCGCUUCUGCUGCUAUGACCCCAACAAACUUAUCACUGAACGGCAGCAAAAACACUGCAUGGCAUUCAGCCCCAAAGCAAUUGCUGGUAUCGCUUCAGCUGUGAUACUUUUUGUGGCCAUUGUUGCCACCAUUGUCUGCUGCUUCUUGUGUUCCUGCUGCUACUUGUACCAACGCCGGCAUCAUAGUCAGACACCUUAUCAAGAUCACGAGAUCCCCCUGUCUGGAUACCCUGCUCAGGCUCCAGGACCUUACCCGAUGGAUCCCAAAGCAGGGCCUGCACAAUUUCAGCCUUAUGCCCCUGUGGCUCCUUAUCCCCCUGAAGGUCCAACUGUGCAGUACCCUUUAUACCCACCUGGGCCACCUUACUACCAUCCUACAGCUCCCCCACCCUACCUUCCACCACAGCCUUCACAGCCUUAUACCUGAAGAACAACUUAAUGGAAUGCGUUUAACAGAAGCCUUUUGCCCUGGGCCUGCCAGAUCUGUCGCCACCACAGAGCUUGUGUGAGUUUCCUGCCACACUCGAACUUCCGUAUUGCCCUCUGUCAUUUUCCUUACUUAGUUGUCUUUUGCACUGCAUGAUGUGAAGCAUUUUUUUACUUUCCUCCUGUGCCCCCUUUCCUGAUCAUUGUCCUUCUCAUCAUCUGCCAUCUGAACUCAGAAAAGGCCUGGUGUAAACACUGGUAAACUGGUUGUUGUGGGUUUUCCGGGCUGUGUGGCUGUGGUCUGGUAGAUCUUGUUCCUAACGUUUCACCUGCAUCUGUGGCGGGCAUCUUCAAAGCCUUCAACAAUACACAGCUGGUAAACAUAUUGCACAUAUUCUGUGCAUUGGGAGACAAGCUCAAGGCCUGUGGAUGUCACAGGAGAGCAAAGUCACCCUGGGACUUUGAUCCACUGGAUUCCCUGAUAAGCCUCCAGGAUCAGUUUUUUGUCUUAAGGAAGCUCUCAGAGCAAUCCUAAGAACAUUUUCCUGGAAGUAAGUCCCAUUGACUGGUAUUGAGUAAGCUUUUAUGUAGGUCUGCUUAGGAUUACUUCGUCACUUUGGAAAGAUCAGUGUCAGGGACUUAAAUGCACAAAAUCUCUGGGGCAUAUGAUGCAAUUAUACAUUAUUAAACCAAUUAGUUGCCAUCCUAGACAGUCCCCAGAAAGAAGGUAGCUGUGGAGCCCAUGUAUGUUAUUCUGAACUUCCCAAAGAAAAUUAUGUGCAAUACGUUGAAAAGAACUUAAGAGCUGCUUGUGACAGCCUCCUUCAAGAAACGGGAUGAGUGUCAGAGGAGAGCAUGCAGGCUUCUUAGCACUGGCGGGAAGAAUUGAUUAUAGAAGCGGAGGAGUAGGCUCCCCUUUUGCGCCCAUAAGCCAGAAGUCAAAUUUGUCAAGAGUAUUGCAUGGGCACAAAAAUAAGGAUGACAAACAAGGAUGUUGCUCUGGAUUGGGCAUUAUUAAUUUUCUUUGACUUUUCCCAGGAAAUACUGAAAAGUGCCUUUGAUCCUCUCUCAUGUUGUCUGUGCAAUAUGUGAAUAUUGUUAACAAGGAGCCCAUCCUAAAUCAAAUAUAUAUUCUGCCAACAUAAGUUUCACAUUCAUAUUAGAAACAAAUUGAACAAAGGGUCAUGUACAAAAACCUCCGCCGAACCAUGAUUACAAACACUGUUUCAUAGAAUGGGUUGAAACGUGGCUACUUAGAAAGAACAAAGGCUGAUUUUUCACAAUAAAAAUGCCCCGCUGUUGGCACGGAGAAUAGUCGGGGCAGCCAGGAGUUCUUCACAGCUUCCAGUGCUGCAGCAUGUCUGCCACGUUAUUGCCCCGGUGCUUCCCUGUGGCACUGGCUUUGCUCCACGAAUUUCCGGAACCGCAAAGGUUGAGGUUCUUUUGAAAUGCCCCUUUGUUGCUCUGGUGGCUUCUACUGCCGUGCAAAAGUCUUUGGCAGGUGAACUGGGGCCAUUUUUCCCGCCUCGCCACUCUGGCCCGCCCCAUCAAUGGACAGGUGCUGAGAAUCGGCACCCCCCCCCCCCGCUAUGAAAAAAAACUGAGGGAGAAACCUUAAUUUUUAGACAGAAAAGCGGUAUGUGCAGGCACCGUGAAUGGGAGGAUGGUGAUUCUCUUGUACACACAAGGAUUUUAGAUUUAGAUUUUAGACAGAGGGUGUGUGUAGGACAGUGAUUCCCUCGAACAUGCAAGGAUUUUGUAUGGGGAGAGGGCGAGUGUGCCGAUUCUCAGCUCCUGUUUUGUGUUCAGAGUCAUUUAAAACUAAAAUAGUGUGGGGGGGGGAAGGGGGGAGAUUCAGCCAAUCAGAACACGGGAAACAGAGGUUGUCCGCACAUGCAUGGAAGACAGUGCAGAAAAGCUCAUGGUGCAAAUGGAGAAGCAUCGGGCUCAUGAAGAAACAGUUGGGGCAUAACGGGCCGGCCCUGCCUCAAAUCCCAGGAAGAACUGGGGAGCAGUGAAGGGUCAAAAGCUGGGCAAAAAAUGCUGCAGCAGGCACACUCCUGGAUCUACUAUGGGGCAUUUUGGCCGUGAAAAAUUAGCCAAAGAACUCAUCAAAGUCUGUAGGAGAUGUAUUGUUGUGACUUAAGGGACACCCAGCAUUCAUUAUUGACACAUGCUGAUUCACUCUAAAGCAGUUUUUUCACUCGCAUACCCUUUGGCAACCAAUUUCCCUAAAAUUAUACCCCCAUAUUAGCAAACCCAUCACAUAAUUUUUUUCACGUACCUCCAAACACUCUGGCAUAUACCCCUGGGUAUGGACCUCAGGUUGUAAACCACUGCUCUAAAGUAUUGGAUCUGUUUAUUCAAUGGUAUUACACUGGGGCUGAAUAAAGAAACUGGGCCACAACUUGUACCGCUGAGAGAGAAAAAAAGUCCCAUUGGUUCACUAUAUGUGUCAAAUAUGGUUCUUGGAAGGAGAACAAGAGCUCAUCAUAGGCCAAAUGGGACAUAUGGGGAAACAUCCACCAUUAGUGGUGAUGACUUGAGUCCAAACCUUGUUUUCCACCAGUACAGGGGGAGGAUUUUUCCUUAUUUUCUCUCCCCCUGCAGAGCCAGGCAUUGCAUCCUGCAUUGUUCCUGGGGUCUCCCAGCCCUGAUAAUGGCACUGCAAGGGGGGGGGGGGAGGUUUGCAGUAGAAUUGGGGAGACAAGAAAGUUUCAUUUCUCUUGCUUAUCUCUACUCUGCUUUGAAUCCCAAAUCCCUGCCAAGAGAUUGAAGGAAGAGGCCUGUCUGGUGUCGUGUAUCAAAAUGCCCAGAUCCUAUUAUAAGAGCUUUCCUGCAUAUAAAUGUGGAUUUCAUAACAUUCAAAUGCUUGCCCACAAGCCCAGACUCACAUCUAUGGAGUAAGGAAGAAUAGUGCAGUUGGAGCCUGAUGGUGUAUCUUCCCCAAACCCCCUUUCCUUCAGUUUGUCCAGUGAUCCUUAAAAGGUAGCUUCCAUCUCUUUGUACUAUACCCAUAUUUCUUCCUGAGCUUUGCCUGUAUUCUUGCUAUGUGAUUCUUGUCUGACCACCUCAUGAAUCUGCUACUACAGGCUUAAAGAUAUUUUAUACGUUCAGAGUAAUCUGUGGAUUUGCUCAUUUUCAUGUGUUCAGGGUAUUUAUGUAAAAAAUGCCACCUCUGUAUUUAAGCCGGGGUUAUAAUAUCUCCAGAUCGUCUCCAAUGGGGCACUUCUCAGGAAUGUAAUUUGGAUUAAAUCCAAGUGGUUUUAAGACUAUGCAUUCUCUACCUACUAGAGUUUCUGCUGAAGCAGUGAGAAAUUAUAUCCCAUGGUUCUUUUGCCUUUAAGAUUGUACAGGCCUCUGUAAUCAUAAGGGGGAAUAAAAGAGAAGGCAUGAAUUGAGAAAAGGGUUACAAUAUAUUUUAAUAAACAAGUAAAAAUAGCUGCUUCCACAUGGGGAUUAUUCCCUGCAAGGGCAGUGAGAAGACCCUGUAGUAAAGAAGACCAUCCAGAUGUCACAGUGCUCAAUUAAUGCAUGAUUCAUCUGGCUCCUGUUUUUUCAUCCUUGGUUCUGGAGAAAAUGUAAGCCUAAUUUUAUCUAAGUUACAGGGCAAACUUUUAGAGUGGCUGAAGCUGGUGUGUCCAUGGGGAUGCUCCCCCAAAACUCUUCAAUGGGGCUUUUUAAAUUUAGCACCCCAUGCUUCAACCAUACAGUCUGGCUAGGAAAAAGUCCUUUAAAGGGGAAGGUUAUUUGUUUGAGGAGGGCCAGUUCAUGGGCAACAAUGAGGAGUGAGCGGCAGCAGAGGUGGGCAUGUGGACAUUGUUCCUGCCCAUCACCUGUAUGCCUUGCUGCUGCUGCCAUGGCAGGGAUGUCUUUUCAUGUGCCAUCUGGGAGCAGCUGAUGACUGACAGAAGGAAAGACCUAGAUUCAAGUCCACUAGCAUCAUAGAGAGCAACAAGAUUUUGGGAUACAAUCCUCAGGGAAAGAAGAGAGUGCAAAAAUACACUUGAACUUCAAAAACAAUCAAGCGGAAGUAUUACAUGCGAGACACUAACCUCCCUGCAAGGUGAAAAUGUAAAGCCCUCUCAAAUUUUUACAGUGUCUCAUCUGUGUAGGUUUGAGGGUGUAAGGCUCAGCAUAUUGUACCUCAUGUGUGCAAGUAUGGUAGCCUUUGGAUUGGAUCGCAUGAUGAACUGAUUCUGUUUAAAUUCCCUGAAGCGGAGUAAAGAAACAGAAUAAAGGCACUGGGAGAAAGGCAUAAUGCAACAGAGGCACAAGGCACCAUCCAAGGUACAAAGGCUGCCAUUGUGCAAAAGCAGUGAAACUCUUUCCGUCUCCUUUACAAGACAAUAUCCAAACUGUGUGAUACUUCCCCGUGAGCUCAGAGCUUGUAGCAGUUUAGCAAAUCAGUGGAGCCAUUGUGGAACAGAGCAAUGCACUCUGUAUAUUUCCCUUUGUUGUGGGCCCUUCUUGCGAACUGAGCAUGCCAUUGCAGACCCGGUCUGUUGAUUUGUUGUGAAACUUGGCUGUUAGAAAAUGCCUCUAUGUCUGCUUCUCUUUCUACACCUCUGAUGUCUGGAUACUGCAGCUAGGCAGGGAACAACACUUUUACAGCAGGAGGGAUUAACAGCUUUAGCUUCUCUCUCUCUCCCCCACCCCACCUCUGCAGCCUAAACCUUGUUCCCACUGUGUGGCGAUGGCCCUGAUCUAUGGUAGCAGUGGAAGCUACCACUGCUAACUCAUGUUGUGAUUGCAAUGACAUGUUUGCAUCAUCAAAUGUUUGCUAAAAUGUGGAUUAAAUUUGUAAAUACAGAUAA
Messenger RNA from Sphaerodactylus townsendi, 5841 nucleotides. It is a transcript of the gene SHISA4, whose product is annotated as shisa family member 4. The transcript is spliced from 5 exons. The coding region runs from base 435 to 1025 and encodes 196 amino acids. Lineage: Eukaryota; Metazoa; Chordata; Lepidosauria; Squamata; Sphaerodactylidae. The record is from RefSeq and is a predicted model, not a curated record.